AUGUUUCUUCGAUUUCCUCAACUUUUAUGCCUUUUUUUUUCUUCCUUCCUUCCUUCCUUCCUUCCUUCCUUCCUUCCAAUAAUUGAAAAUACCUCUAUCCCUCUAUAUCUAUCUAUCUAUCUAUCUAUCGCGUGCGUACUUGCUGUCUAUCCCUCUUCUUCUGAGAUUUUUUUUAAAAUGGCAUGUCUCCUUAAGACAAAAGAGAGACAAUUUUCUCUCUCACGUCAAAUUGCUUUCGUUGCCUUAAUCUCUCUCUCUCUCUCUCUCUCUCUCUUCUCACUCCUUUGCUAUCUCUCUAUCUCUAUUUUUUCUUUCUAUCUCUUUCUCUGUCACCUUUUCUCUCUCUCUUUCUCUUUCUGCAUAAAAGAAAGAGAAUUUCCCUCUCUCGAAAUUAAUUUGUUUUCUCAUCUCUCUCUCUCUCUUUCACUCUCUAUUUUUCUUUCGCUCUCUCUCUCUCUCUCUCUCACUCUCUCUCUCUCUCUCUCUCUCUUUGAGUUAAGAGAGAAAAUUUUCACUCUCUCCAAAUUGCUUUAUUGUCCCUUCUUUGAACUAACCUCUCCCUCCUUCCUCUCUCUCUCUCUGUCUAUCUAUCUAUCUACCUAUCUAUGUAUCUAUCUGUCUCUAUUUCUCUCUUUCUCUGACACUUAUCACUUUGAUUCUCGAAAAACGACGGAGAAGGCUUAG
Acanthosepion pharaonis is the source of this 684-nucleotide messenger RNA. The record is from the annotation of a GenBank genome assembly. Lineage: Eukaryota; Metazoa; Mollusca; Cephalopoda; Sepiida; Sepiidae.